AUGCCAGAAAAGCACUGCUUGAAGGAAGGGGAGGAAAGAAAAGGAGGCUCUAAAGAUCUCGUGGCGUCCAAAGAGAAAUGCUCGCUCCCAUUAGUCAAACUGUACUCCAAUGAACCAAUGGUGUCAGGAUCAGAAGCCUUCAGAGUGGCUACGGGUUGGCCAGCGGGUAGUUCUUCUGAUACUUGGAAGCGGAGUGGUGCUGGGAAAGAGGGCGGGCUAUCGUUCUUGUCCAAUACUGUGAUGCGGACCUGUAAUGAUAAAUUGAUAAGGAAUUGUUUUACUGGAGCUAGAAUAGAAUUGAACAGUUUCAAGAAGUGGCAUUUUGGAGAUGUCAACGAUCGAGCAAGCGAGAAACCUAUCACAAUAGGAGGUACAACCGGUAAUUUAAGGAAACAUUUACGAAUUAAACAUCCUACAAUUGUAAUCGAUGAAGAAACAGCUAUACAAAAAGAGGAAAAGCAAGAGUGGGGAAUAUCAGAAAAAGUGGUUGCUAUAGUAACAGAUAACGCUGCUAAUCAAGUGGCUGCAGUAAAAUUGGGAAGUUGGGCACAUAUACCUUGUUUUGCUCAUACAUUAAAUUUAGUAGUGCAAAAUGGCCUUCAAGAAAUUAAAGAUAUACGCCAUAAAGUUAAGGCAGUUGUAGAAUACUUCCACAGAAGUUCGCAGGCAAAUUCAAAAUUAUUAUCAACACAAACUAGGAUGGAUGCAAACAGCAUUCCUUUAAAAUUAAAAAACGACGUGUCCACUAGGUGGAACUCUUCAUAUUAUAUGUUUGAGCGGUUUUUAAAGUUAGAAGAAUCUCUUACUAUAACCAUUGGAUUACUACACAAUCCCGUACAAUUAUUGUCCGAAGAAGAGUGGAGCAUUUUAAAAGAAAUUUGUCAAGUGCUAAAACCAUUUGAACAAAUAACAACUGAAAUUAGGUCAGAAACACACGUAACAGUUUCCAAAAUUAUUAUCAUUGUCCGAGGCUUGAUCGCGAUUUUAAAAAGGUUUCAAAGCGAAAUGUCUUUCGAUAUCACCAAACGCCUAAUUGAGAAUUUAUUAGCGUCGUGUUUGACUCGUUUUGAUAAAUGCGAAUAUAAUAGUAUUUUGGCAAAACCAUCGAUUUUAGACCCGCGAUUUAAAAUAAAGGCAUUUUCGCUUGAGCAAGCAUAUAAAAAAGCCAAGGACAAGUUACAGGAUGAAACAGUAGCAAUUAUAAGAAAAAAUGAAAGUGUUGCAGCCAUAGAUAGUGAUUUAGAUGUUACUAUUAUACAAAGUUCCGAAGAUGAUCAAAGCUUAAAUAAUUUAGUUUGGCAUGAAUUUGAUUUAUCGACGUCCACCAUUGAAAAGCCAAGUCCACUGGCUACUGCAAUAGCAGAAAUACGAAUGUAUUUGGAAGAACCAAAUAUACCUAGAACAGAAAACACAUUGUUAUGGUGGAAGUCCAGGGAACUACUCUAUCCCACCCUUGCCCCAUUGGCAAAAAAAUACUUGAGUAUGGUAGCAACAUCUGUUCCCAGUGAACGCGUCUUUUCGAAAGCUGGAUUCGUUCUUAGCUACUUACUUUGGGCUUUAGAGCAGUACGUUUUGAAAGGGCCGUUAAUACCCACAUCUAAUGGGCGGGUGCAAUGUGGGAGGAAUGAUAAUAUGACUGAGUUGCUCUAA
Molecule: messenger RNA, 1650 nt
Organism: Acanthoscelides obtectus
Lineage: Eukaryota; Metazoa; Arthropoda; Insecta; Coleoptera; Chrysomelidae
Source: the annotation of a GenBank genome assembly